This is a messenger RNA of Cinclus cinclus, 837 nucleotides long. Its product is annotated as calcium-activated potassium channel subunit beta-2. The record is from RefSeq and is a predicted model, not a curated record. Gene Ontology annotation, biological process: detection of calcium ion; potassium ion transport. Gene Ontology annotation, cellular component: membrane; voltage-gated potassium channel complex. Gene Ontology annotation, molecular function: potassium channel regulator activity; calcium-activated potassium channel activity. The transcript has 5 exons. Lineage: Eukaryota; Metazoa; Chordata; Aves; Passeriformes; Cinclidae. The coding region runs from base 1 to 837 and encodes 278 amino acids.
AUGAGAGGGAAAAUCUCCCUGUCACAUCCCAUUGAAAUCUCCAUUUUAGGCACUGCUGCUCCUCUGCUGCUCAGGUCCUUCCAUCGUCCCACUGCAGCGAGCAGAGCCAACACUGGGCAACCCUCUAAAAUGUUUAUUUGGACCAGUGGCCGGGGAUCCACAUCUUACAGACACGAUGAGAAAAGAAAUAUUUACCAAAAAAUCAGGGAUCACGACCUGCUGGACAAAAGGAAAACAGUCACAGCCCUGAAAGCUGGAGAAGACCGGGCCAUACUGCUGGGGCUGGCCAUGAUGGUGUGCUCUAUCAUGAUGUACUUCCUGCUGGGAAUCACGCUGCUACGCUCCUACAUGCAAAGUGUCUGGACAGAAGAGACUCAGUGCUCACUUCUCAAUGCAUCCAUCACAGAAACCUUUAACUGCUCAUUUAACUGCGGUCCAGAGUGCUGGAAAAUCUCUCAGUACCCCUGCCUGCAGGUGUAUGUUAAUCUCACCUCUUCUGGCCAGAAGCUUCUACUCUACCACACCGAGGAAACAAUGAAAAUUAAUUCUGAGUGUUCGUACAUCCCCAAGUGCGGCAAGAAUUACGAAGAGUCCAUGUCACUGGUGAACGUUGUGAUGGAAAACUUCAGGAAGUACCAACGCUUCUCCUGCUUCUACGACCCCGAGGGCGUUCAGAAGAACGUGAUCCUAACCAAACUGUACAGCUCCAACGUGCUGUUCCACUCCCUGUUCUGGCCCACCUGCAUGAUGAUCGGUGGGGUCGCCAUCGUCGCCAUGGUAAAGCUGACUCAAUACCUUUCCCUGCUCUGUGAGAGGAUCCAAAGGAUCAGCAGAUAG